Messenger RNA from Ornithodoros turicata, 1468 nucleotides. RefSeq lists its product as uncharacterized. NCBI's taxonomy places the organism in Eukaryota, Metazoa, Arthropoda, Arachnida, Ixodida, Argasidae. The coding region runs from base 108 to 1229 and encodes 373 amino acids. The record is from RefSeq and is a predicted model, not a curated record. The transcript has 10 exons. Gene Ontology annotation, molecular function: protein binding.
UCAAGCCAUGCUAUCCACGUGGUCGUCUGCGGAGAUCGGUAGAUGUUUCAGGCUUUGCAUUUUAAAACCUCGGUGAACCCCUGCAGUGUCACUAAUUGCAAAACAUAAUGGGAAAGGUUAGAAACAAAGGAAAAUAUGGUUUGAAACUCAAAGCACAGUCAAGGAGAGGGCCACCGGGUAUGGAAGAUUCAGACACAGGAGUUGAUGAACUUCUAAACUUGGCUGACUCGUCCAUGAAUGAGCUGCAGUUUGAAGCAGCUAAAGAAUUUUGUGAACGUGUUUUGCAACUUGAACCAGACAACAUAAAGGCCCUUGAGACCCUGUCUACGAUCCUGUUGGAAAUUGGUGAUCCCACGUCUGCGAUGGAAGUGCUGCAAAAGAUGAUAUCCUUGCAACCGGACACUGGUUUCAGGAAAUACCUCUCUAUGGCACAAUUAAGCGGAGGCAAAGACGCGUUGAGGUGUUACAGCAAAGGAGCCGCCAUAAUUGAACAGCAAAUACAUGAGAAAGAAAACUGCGUUUCGGAGACGGUGUCUGAGAACAUCGAUCUUAACCGAGAACUGUCUUCUGUGUACUGUGCCAUGGCAGAGGUCUACAUGACCGAUUGUUGUUUUGACGAAGAUGCUGAAGAAAAGUGCUCUACCCUCAUCGAAAAAGGGAUCUCUGCGGAUCCAUCCAACCCCGAAGCCCUUCAGUGCAAGGUCAACUUCCUGUUGGUGAAGGGCCAAAAUGAAGAAGCCAAAGGACUGAUGGAACGGAGCCUCUCGUUGUGGCUUCCACGGUAUCAGAGCAUUAGGGAAAACAAGACAGCCAGUGAAGAUGUUGACCCUGUCGAGGUUUGCUCUCUGAGUUACAGCAGCCGAGUUGAUGCCAGUAAGCUGCUGAUCGAAUUGGAGAUGUACGAUGAGGCAGGCGACAUACUCGACGGUCUCGUAGAAGAAGAUGAUGAGGUCGUAGACGUCUGGUACCUCUUAGGUUGGCUCAAUUACCUCAGAGGUGAAGAUUACCGGGGAAAUGCCCGCUUCUACCUCAAUAGGGCAAAAGAGGUUGCUGCCAAGGUUCAGUUUGAUGACGAAGAUGAGAUCAGACACAUAGGGGAGCUGCUUGCAGAAAUUGGAGAUGAUGAUGAUGAUGACGACGAGGAGAAUGAUGUGGAAGAUGAGGAAAAGUUUGAAAGUGAAAGUGAAGAAGAGGAAGAACCUGGAGCUGAAAAUAAGAUGGAACACUAACGCUGGCAUUGUCUGGACUAUAGUACGGUUAAUGGAAGUAACGUUUUUCACCUCAAGUAUUUAUUUGUGACACCGUGUUACACUCGAUGUACGAAAUUGAAGUGAAUGUAUGACACAAAAGGUCUUCAAGGUCUUCUGGAUUCAGCAUUCCUAUCAACAAUAACAGCAUCAUCAUCAACAAUAACAAUAUUUCUUCUAACCCUGUCAGACAGCGAAUUAAAAGUGAAUUAGUAAGCUGA